UACAGAAUAAAUCUAUUUCGCUAAGGUAUAGGAUAUACAGUAACAUACUUUGUAAUAGCAAAAAGGUUUCAGACAGUUCAACCAGAACCCGUCCACUGGAGAAUAGCUACAAGUAUGAUAUUUGCGUUGCUGGUCUUAAGCGAGAUUUCGAAAGGAAGUAGGAAAACGUUUUCAGCGGUAAACACGUUGCUAACUUGAAGAUGGCACUUUCUACCUGUUCUUCGAAUUAUGUCCUUGGCAUAGAUUUAGGAACUACAUCUGUGAAAGUUGUAUUGCUCGACACCUUGUCCAGAACUGCCACGGAGAGUCAUUGUUUGCCAACAGAGGCUGACACAGGAAGCAAUGUGACCAAUGCCAAGGAGCAAAAUCCAGAGAGGAUAAUUGACACCCUCAAUAAAUGUGUUACUUCUCUGCCUCGAGAGAAGUUACAGAAAGUCGUUGGAAUCGGAGUUUCUGGACAAAUGCAUGGGAUUGUGUUCUGGAGAGCAAAUACAGGUGGCGAAUGGUUUGGUACCGAUAGUGUUCACAUGUUCAAGCCAAAGGACAUCUGUCAGCUGAUCACAUGGCAGGAUGGCCGCUGCAGCAGUGACUUCCUUACUUCAUUGCCACAGCCCAACUCUCAUAUUAACCUUGCCACUGGCUUUGGAUGUGCAACUAUCUUCUGGUUGCUCAAGCACAGACCUGAAUUGCUCUCAGAAUUCAAUGUGGCUGGAACCAUCCAUGAUUAUGUGGUAUCGAUGUUGUGUGCGUCCAAGGGCUGUUCAAUUUCGGCACAGAAUGCUGCCAGCUGGGGUUACUUCAACACUGUCACCCAUCAGUGGAACCUUGACAUCCUGAGAGAGGCUGGCUUUCCUGUUCAUCUGCUCCCUGAGCCUGUUGAGUCUGGGACCUUUGCUGGACACACCUGCUCUGAAUGGCAUGGGGUUCCUGCUAAUACUCCUGUUGGGGCAGCACUAGGGGACCUCCAGUGUAGUGUCUACUCCUCUAUGACCAACAAGACUGAUGCAGUACUCAACAUUAGCACUUCAGCUCAAUUAACCUUUGCCAUGCCUGCUGGUUUCACACCUGCCUGUGUGCCUGAUGCGCUGUCACCCAUCUCCUACUUCCCCUACUUCAAUGGCUCCUAUUUGGCAGUGGCAGCUUCACUGAAUGGAGGCAAUGUGAUGGCAAACUUUGUUGGAAUGCUGACUGGCUGGAUGAAGGAGCUUGGGGUUGAGAUCAGUGAGUCCAGCAUCUACCCUCAGCUCAUCCAGGCUGCCCAAGCCCAGCUGAACACAGACCUGAGAGUCAUCCCCACCGUGCUGGGUGAGCGGCACGCUGCCUCCUCCCAGGGCCAGGUGUCCAACAUCUCCCCCUGGAACCUCUCGCUGGGCCACGUGACCCGAGCCCUGUGCCGUGGAGUCUUGGACAAUCUCGUAAGCAUGAUGCCUUCGCAGAAGUUGCUGGAGGCGGGAGUGGAGAGGGUUGUGGCUAGUGGGAGCGCCCUUGGCCGGAAUGAAGUGUUAAAGCAGGAAGUUGAGAAGGCUUUCCCGCUGCCAGUUGUCUACGGGAAAGAUGUAGACUCAGCAGUUGGAGUUGCUAUGGUCUGCAGUGACGGUUUGAAUUAAUAAAUAGCAGAAGCUACAUUCACAUUUGACAUUUUGACUAUUGAAAUUAAGGAGUCUAAGAAAGCUAAUUCUGUAGAUUGUUUUUGAAGUUCUAAUUUCAUAAUUUGCACUAAGUUGUGAAUAUAAUUUUGUACCUAUAUUGUCUGUGAAGUAGAUUUUUUUAAUUGAUCAGGUUUCCUUAACAGAUUUUAAAUAUUUAUUUUAUUUUCUAAGAAGUUAACUUGAAUUGAGUAACCCCCAAUUUGUUUUGUAUGUGUCAUGAUCAUUUUAUUAAAAAGUUUUGAUAUGA
Molecule: messenger RNA, 1896 nt
Organism: Clupea harengus (Atlantic herring)
Lineage: Eukaryota; Metazoa; Chordata; Actinopteri; Clupeiformes; Clupeidae
Gene: shpk
Product: sedoheptulokinase
Biological process (GO): cellular response to lipopolysaccharide; glycerol metabolic process; phosphorylation
Cellular component (GO): cytosol
Molecular function (GO): sedoheptulokinase activity
Source: RefSeq, a predicted model, not a curated record